GAUCGGUUUGCGCCUCCGCAGUCGCUCACCUUUGCGCCACCGCCCAUGUCGCCGCCGCGUGCGGCUGCUUCAGUGCCAAAUGAUGCCACCGGCGACGACGCCUAUGCCAGGCGACUGGCAUUGUCAGGCAUGGCACCGCCUUCCCCUCCGCCACCUUCCCAUCCCGCUCCUCCUCAACCCCCCACCACCACAACCACCGACAGGGCAACCAUCUCCCGCGCUCCGGUCCGCUACUCCCCGCCUCCGCCACCGCCGCAGCCCGACGAAGUGGACAUACAAGACGACUACGACCCAGAAGUAGACUACUCCUCCAUCCCCCUCCCUCCUCCUGCACCACCCACCACAACGAAUACCAUUGACCCCGACGAACAACAAAAUCGCACCACCCGCCCCGGUCAAAAAGACUUUGCCCGCCGGCUCAUGGCCAAAUACGGUUGGACCAAGGGAAGCGGCCUGGGCGCCUCCGCGUCCGGCAUCACCUCGGCGCUGCGCGUGCAGGUCGAGAAGCGCCGGCGCAAGCCCGAUGCCGAAGGAGGCGGGUUCGCUGACCCUAAAGGCGGGCGGGGAAGGAUUAUUGCGCCUAAAACAUCCAUCACCGCCACCAACCCUCAUCAUAAUAACGAUAAAGGUGGUGGUAAGGAACAAGGCCGAUUCGGCAAGAUGUCGGUUGUCGUGCUGCUCGAGCACAUGCUGGAUAACAUGGCCGACCUGGAGUCGGAGGUCGAGGCCGGGCUGGGCCAGGAGAUUGGCGAGGAGUGUGGGGAGCGGUACGGGCGGGUGGAGAGGAUUGUUGUGGAUGUCGAGGGGAGGAGGGUGUUCAUCAAGUUCGUGGAGGGGGUUAGUGCGUUGAGGGUGAGUACUACAAAUUCCUUCCGUUUGUUUCAUUCUACCUGUUUUUCUUUUCUUCCAUCCAUUCUUUAGUCAAACCCCCCGGUUACUCCCUCAUUGUGCCUUGAUGAGCAGUUGUCGUUGUUGUUAGAGCAUGGUGCUAACGGUGUGGUGCAGGCUGUUAAUGCGCUUGAAGGGAGGAUAUUCAACGGGAAUUCGAUUGUGGCGAGGUUCUAUGACGAGGAGAGAUUUGAGGAGGGGAUAUACUAUGAUAAAUAACGCGGUGAGAUGAGCCGUAUUUGGUCCCGCUGCUUAAGAGGCAA
Molecule: messenger RNA, 1151 nt
Organism: Parathielavia appendiculata
Lineage: Eukaryota; Fungi; Ascomycota; Sordariomycetes; Sordariales; Chaetomiaceae
Exons: 1
Coding region: 46-921 (291 amino acids)
Biological process (GO): mRNA cis splicing, via spliceosome
Cellular component (GO): precatalytic spliceosome
Molecular function (GO): nucleic acid binding
Source: RefSeq, a predicted model, not a curated record